UUUUUGGGGGGGCCGGAAAACCCAAAAAAAUACGCCCUAAAACUUCUURUUUCCAACAUCGUCUUAGACCCAUAAUCUCUAAAGCAAAGUUGUUUCAAAUGUUUUGUAGAAAAUUUCUCCAAAACGCGAUUUAUCCAUUUUUUUUGGCUCCUUGUAAAUCAACCCGCUCUAAUGUGCAUAUUUUUAAUUUUGGAUAUGCUUUAAGUUUAUCAUUUUAUGACCUGUUGAUUUUAACAUUAUCCAUUUCGCGCAUAAAAAUUUUUGAUGCACGACUURAAGGCCCAUAAAGGUGAUAUCACACGAACCCAUCAUGGCGUGUGUCCAGGAAUAGAAUGUAGUUUAGUGGCUAGUGAGUAGACGCAUAAAUAUUAUUUUUAUUUUUAUUAUUUUUACGCAUUCCUAACUGUAAUCAACUUUUCCAUGCGCGCAUAGGAGUGUGUAGAACAAACGUGGCAAAAUAGAUCAUGAGUUUAUCGCAAUUACUAUUUUUAUUUUUUUUUAUAUUAUUAUGUAUUUUUAAUUAUCAUAAUCAGCUAAUCGAACAUUACAAUUCAAUUGAGUCUUUUAAAUGGAAAAUUGAUAUGUCGACUGAAAGGCUGGUGGACUUUGAGCCAAUGUACGUUUGAUAAGUGUAUGGAAAUAGUUGGUUAGGUGGAUAUUAUGAAUGAAUUAUGAAUGACCUUACUGAAGUAACUAACGCGUAAACAAUUUUUUAUAAUUUAACUUUUAAUUUUUAACUGCCAGUUUUAUAAUUCUGGACUCUAUAAAUUCCUUAGAUCGCUAACGAAACAAUUUUCCAGUUGCGAAGCCCUUUCCUUCUAAUUUUUUAAAUAAAAAAAAAAAAUGAUGAUAAAAAAAUAAAGGYAGCAUUUAAUGACACACACGUUGGCUUGGCUUCUGACCUGAAAUAUAUAAUAUAUAUUCAAUAUAUAUAUAAGUAUUUACAUACAACAACUACUGUGCGAUAUAUUGUGGUGCGAAACUGGGCCACACAGCUGUGCAAAAAAAUUAAACAAGAGUAGAAUUUCAAUUUACAUUAGGAACUAUUUAGCCAUCCGCCUUUGCUCUCACGCAUUUCAAAGCAGACGACGCUCUACUUGAGCGUUUUUAGGCUUUYAGGCGUACUCACUGAGUGCCGGCAAUGCUUGGAAUCACUCAUUUUGCAUUAUAUGACAGGAAAAUGCCUCCCUUUGACGCUUUGCCCACGAAAGCGCUGCACACCCCUGAAAUCGCUACUCACUACUAGAGUUUAGUUAGUUGAACGGCAGGCGACAACGUGUGUGCUUAACAGUAUAACUGAAUGGCUGGCGAACUUAGGGAAAAAAUACCUACGAAAACAUAGUGCAUAAGUUGAAUGAAAAUUGCAGAGAAAUAAGCGUUUACUAAAGUAAAUACAAAACAAAUAAUUUAUUAAUAAAUAAUACAACUGAAAGCAGGAAAAAAACACGUGAAAUCCGCAGGCUGAACGAUUGUUUGGCGACAGAUUGAAAAAAAUCGAUUUUUGUGCGUGAACAAGGCACGGACAAAGUGCGCGCAAGGCGGCGGAGCUAUUUAAAAAUACAUACUUCACACACACACACACACACACGCACACUAGGAGAGAGACGCACGUCGUCAACACAAGUCAAUUGCAUUUUGUUGGUAAAAUUUUCAAAAACUAAACCCAAAACUGAUUUAUUAUUAAGCAUGGCGCAAGCAAAUAUACACUUCACCCCGCUGCCUCAAGCCCCCAGCUGCGGGCGGCACAGUGCCGGCGAAUGCAGAAGCAACAACUGCAGCGGCAAACUCGRCGACGCCAAAGAGCCGGUCGCUACGCCCGCCACUGUGCUGCUGGAUAAGCGCUUCUCGCGGCAAGUGCAGGGUGUGUAUCCGCUGCAACGUCAGGACGUGCUGAAGUGGUACGGCUGGGGCUACAAAGACUCACAGUUCUAUGUGGACAAUGGCAUCAUCGGCUUCAAGGGUGACAAGUAUCCACUUGAAGGCUGCAUGUUGCCCUACUUCACCGAAUGGGUUUACAGCAAAUUCAAUUUGCGUAUCGAGAAGAAUUUACCCUCUCCGAAAAUGCCUACCGAGUUUCCGGCACCCACCGUGAAUGCGCCCUUCGUGCGCGAACUCGAAGCAACUAAGUUGACAAGCUCGCAGUSUGGCGAGGACCGCCUCAUACGCUGUCACGGCCAGACGCUGCACGAUAUCUACUAUCUUUGGCGCAAUGAAUUCAAGCGUAUUCCCGAUAUAGUCGUCUGGCCACAAAGUCACGAGGAUGUGGUGCGGCUUGUGGCGCUCGCAAAUAGGCAUAAUGUUGUGGUUAUACCGUAUGGCGGYGGCACCUCAGUGUCUGGCUCAAUUACUUGUCCGCAAGCGGAGCAACGCAUGAUCUGCGUGYUGGAUACGUCACAGAUGAAUCGUAUGCUGUGGCUGAAUAAAGCCAAUUUGACUGUGUGCUUUGAGGCGGGCAUUGUGGGACAGGACUUGGAGCGCGAAUUGCAAAGACUCGGUUUGACGGUAGGUCAUGAACCGGACAGUUAUGAGUUCUCCACACUUGGUGGUUGGGUGGCAACACGCGCCUCUGGCAUGAAGAAGAACGUCUACGGCAAUAUUGAGGAUUUGGUGGUGCGUGUGCGUAUGGUGACUGCGUCUGGAGAGGUGCUGGAGCGUGAGUGCAUGGCGCCGCGUGUAUCGUGCGGUCCGGAUUUCAAUCAUGUGAUAAUGGGCUCCGAAGGCACACUCGGCGUUGUGACUGAGGUGGUAUUGAAAGUGCGUCCACUGCCCGCCGUGAAACGUUAUGGYUCGCUGGUUUUUCCCGAUUUCGAGAGUGGCGUACAAUUUAUGCGGGAAGUUGCGCGUCGCCGCUGCCAACCGGCGUCAGUACGGUUAGUGGAUAACGAACAAUUCGUUAUGGGACAAACACUGAAGCCASUGCGAGGCUGGUUGGCUGGUUUGCUGGAUUCCUUGAAGAAAACCUACAUCACGGCUUGGAAGGGUUUGGAUUUAACGAAAAUGUGUGCAGCAACUUUGCUAUUUGAGGGCAAUGAGGAAGAUGUGCGACGCGAGGAGGCGCUCAUUUAUCAGAUUGCAAAGCAGUUCAAAGGAUUUCCGGCAGGUGGUGAUAAUGGCGAACGUGGCUACAUACUAACAUUCGUCAUAGCGUACAUAAGGGAUUUCGCAUUGAAUCAAGAGAUCGUAGCAGAGUCCUUUGAGACAUCUGUGCCAUGGGACCGCUGCAGCUCGUUGUGUCGGAAUGUGAAGCGUCGCGUGGAAGCGGAAUGUCACAAGCGUAGCAUUAAGAACUUCAUCAUUUCCUGUCGCGUAACGCAGACCUACGAUGCCGGCGCUUGCGUUUACUUCUACUUCGGCUUUAGGCACACCGGCAUUGUCGAUCCUGUCGCCACAUUCGAGCAGAUUGAGACGGGUGCGCGCGACGAGAUACUCGCCUCGGGUGGCUCGCUGUCGCAUCAUCAUGGCGUUGGUAAAAUACGCAGCCAAUGGUACGAGAAUACCGUUUCAAAACCCGGCAGUGCACUGUACCUGGCGGCGAAAAGACAACUUGACCCGAAAAAUAUUUUCGCCGCAGGGAAUUUGCUGACCGAGGAGCAGUGGUUGGCGGCGAGCAAAAAGAGUGUCGUAGAAGUGCCGCCGYAUCAAACCACCGUUGAGUCGAGUUCAUUAGUUAAGGCGAAACUAUAAAGUUCGAGUAUCAACCGAAAUGAAACCACAGAUWAGAGACAUUAGUUUUAGGUUGGCUUUAGUGAAAUGUAGUGGAAUUAACUCAAAAAGUUUGUCAAUUUUUUACUUUUGUAUUAUCGCUAGUUUAACAUGAGUGUUGUUGUACAUAAACUUAAUUUGCUUACUUAAUUAUUUAAUGUUGUGUUUAAGGAMUUCMAUUCUGUCUUACUGUAUGGAAUAUACUGUUAUAAUGGGUGAUUUUCUAGUUCAAACGUAUGGUUCAUAUUUAUUACACUAGUUUACACUAACUAAUUUUUAUUAUUCCUCCUUACUGGCAUAUGGAUAUACCGAGAUUCCAUAAGCACGAUUAGAAAAGGUGUUUGAAGUUUUCUAGUACAGAAAAAAUAAAAUAAGAUCCACUAUAAAUAUAAA
Molecule: messenger RNA, 4095 nt
Organism: Bactrocera latifrons
Lineage: Eukaryota; Metazoa; Arthropoda; Insecta; Diptera; Tephritidae
Gene: Agps
Product: alkyldihydroxyacetonephosphate synthase
Exons: 5
Coding region: 1687-3684 (665 amino acids)
Biological process (GO): lipid biosynthetic process
Molecular function (GO): FAD binding; alkylglycerone-phosphate synthase activity
Source: RefSeq, a predicted model, not a curated record